CAUCGCGGCUAGCUCCGUCGUGUAAUCUCGAGAGGUUUGCAAAGCCAAUUAAGCGUAAGAUCGAUCAAUGGCGCCGCGAUGCCUGGCUGCUCUUGCACCCCUGGCCGUGCUGCUGCUGCUCUCCUCCUGCCUCGCCGCCGCUCCGGCGACGGCGCAGCAGAGCAGCAGCAUCGGCGACACCGUGGUGUUCUGGGGCCGGAACAAGGCCGAGGGCUCCCUCCGUGAGGCCUGCGACACCGGCCUCUACAACACCGUCAUCAUCUCCUUCCUCAGCGCGUUCGGCCGCGGCAGCUACAAGCUCGACCUCUCCGGCCACCCCGUCGUCCCCGUCGGCGGCGACAUCAAGUACUGCCAGUCCAAGGGCAAGACAGUCCUCCUCGCCAUCGGCGGGCAGGGCGGCGAGUACUACCUCCCGUCCUCCCAGGCCGCCGCCGACCUGGACGACUACCUCUGGAACGCCUUCCUCGGCGGCGGCCGCAGCGGCGUCGCCCGCCCAUUCGGCGACGCCGUCGUCAACGGCAUCGACUUCUUCAUCGACCAGGGCGCGACGGAGCACUACGACGAGCUGGCCAGGCUGCUCCACGGCCACAGCAAUGGCGGCGUGAUGCUGACGGCGACGGCGCGGUGCGUGUUCCCGGACCAGCGGCAGCAGGCGGCGCUGGCGACGGGGCUCUUCAGCCGCAUCCACGUGAAGCUGUUCAACGACGGGCGGUGCACCUGGGGCCGGAGAGAGUCGCUGGAGAAGUGGGCGGCGGCGUACCCGGACAGCCGGAUCUACGUCAGCAUUGUGGCUUCGCCGGAGGCGGACAGGGACGCCUACAUGUCGCACAAGGAUCUCUACUUCGAUGUGCUGCAGUUCAUCAACAAGCUCCCCAACUACGGAGGCAUCAUGGUCUGGAACAGGUACUGGGACAAGAAGACCGGCUACAUCAACGGUGACGUGUUCUAAUUCCUUAUUAAGCUAAACAUAUAUUACCAAGAUGAAUAUGAUAUGUUAAAUGUGUAAUAUGUUGAACAAUGUACAAAUAAAGUGAGGUCAGUAUGUGCAGAUCUCACGUACAGUGAAUUACUAACUGGUGGUGAUUGUAAUUUGUAAUUCCAAUUUGUAUAUUUUCCGGAUUUCGUGGAUGAUGUGGUUUCUUA
This is a messenger RNA of Oryza sativa Japonica Group (Japanese rice), 1143 nucleotides long. Its product is annotated as xylanase inhibitor protein XIP-like. Gene Ontology annotation, cellular component: extracellular region. Gene Ontology annotation, molecular function: chitinase activity. NCBI's taxonomy places the organism in Eukaryota, Viridiplantae, Streptophyta, Magnoliopsida, Poales, Poaceae. Gene Ontology annotation, biological process: carbohydrate metabolic process. The record is from RefSeq and is a predicted model, not a curated record.